GUUACGUGUAACUUGUGCAAAACAAUUGAGUGGAUAACAGAAUAGUGCAAGAAAAAUAAUUUUUAAAACCUCCAUUAGUGGCUUUUAUAGCAAGGUUACAUAUAACUAGAUACGUAGAGAGCAUUUAAGUUUUAUUAACUUGGGCGGGACAGUCAAGUAGGGAAGUCUCGUCUAGUAAGUUUUAUUCAGGAAUUGAAAUGCUUGUCUGCAGACAGCUGUCAUGCAGCCUCCCAUCCUAUGUGUUGUUUUCCUUCUUGUCCACAAUAAUUUACAGCUAUGCUAAAUAAGCACGUGGGUUUUAUUUGUCUUUACUUUUAAAGUGUUGUGCAACACUGAAGUUGUCAGUGCUUGCUUUUUUUAGAGUAAGGGUGGUUGUGUGUGUUUUUUUUUUUUUGUGUGUGUGUUUUUUUGUUUGUUUUUUCAAAGUGUUUUUCCAUGACUUUUAGUAGCUUUGAAGGUAACAAGCUGUAAUGGCAGACUCGAGGGAGAGCAGGCAUACCCAAAAUAAAUCUUAAAACAUUUUUCCUUACCACUUUUAUUUUCAGAGACACCUAACCAAAGGAUAGUACAGCUAUAUCUGUGUUUCAUACCAACAUCAAAUUUAUAAUGAACUGUUACUUUUCUCUGUCUUCAUUCAGGUUUAUGGAGCUGUCUUUGCUGUCUUAAUUUUAGUAAAGCCUUUCCCAUAAAGUUAAUAAGAGAGAAUGCACAUUAAAAAAAAAAAACAAACCAAAAAAGUCUGCUUUAGCAGUCCUUGUUUUGCUUUUGAGUGCUCAAACACUCAAAUAUGAAAUAUGUGAGAAAAAUAUGUGGAAAAAAAGAAUUGCAGAAGGUCAAAUAAGAUCUUUAGAUUUCAAGCUUUGUUUUAUUUUGUGUCAAUUUGGUAAUAAAGUCUGGGAAACAGAUCUUCCAGCUCCUUAGGAUUGGAAUUUUACAUAAACAUUUCACAAUUAAUAAAAACUUCCCAGCAAAAAGGCUUGUAAUAAGUCCUUAGGGUUUGUUGUUUUAUUUGGGUUUUUUAAUAGUUUUCAUUCUCUUCUGUGUUUUGUUUUUGUUUUCAUUCUCAGCAGAGCAGAGAAGUGUGUUGGCCUGGUACAGUGUAACCCACUUAAUGCCUUAGGGAUGGGCUUUAGUCACAAGAGUUAUACUGGGAAGAAUAUGAAUGUACAAGGUAGCCUUCUACCAACAGAGGCUGCUAUUACUAAGAUUCCCUGAAGGAAAAAGGAAACUAAUGCAAGGGAGAAAGAUGAGCACAUUUGGGCAGAAAUAAUUGCUGGAUAAGUUAUUGAAAGAGUGGAAGCAGUAAUAGAGAAGUAGGUUGCAAGGAGAAUGUCAAAUAGCUCCAGCAUUGUUAGCAAUGUUGGACCAGGAGCAGCAGCACCAGAGGGUGUUUUGAAGUUGGCUGAAAGUAAUAGAAUAUUUAAGUUUCAAGAUGUUUAACUGUGAAUUGCUGAGAAAUGUCAACUGUGAUUAAAUCCGAAUAAAUAAGUUUGCUCAUUCUGCUUGAAUUUGGGGAGUGAGUUAGGAGGUUAAGGUUAGGCUUAUACAAGAUUAAACUGGCAGAGAUAUAAAUGUAGAUAUUUCUCCUGACAAAUUUUGCUACUUGACUUUGAGUCUAGCUAGAAGUUAGAAUAAAUGAAGUGAUUUUGGCAGUAGGUCCUGGAACGAUUUAAUGAUCCAAGGGUUAUGUGAACUUCACGAUUCCUUCCCUUGACCGCUGUUUCUUUCAUAGCCCUGAGUCAGGCCAGGCAACUGUGUGAACUAGAAUCCUGAGUUUCAAAGGACUCAAAAACAACCUUACAAAGAAACACCCAAACUUUUUUGGUAUCCAGAUGAGUGGCAAUAGCUGAAUGACAGUUCAUUUUGGGUUGGGUUCAUGUAAGAAAUUACAAGUAAAUUCUAGUGAUAUUCUGGUGUUAGAUCAAGCAUGUCUAGGCUGCUUACAACUUGAGGCAACUUCAGAUAGCCUGUAUUUUCUUUUGGAUAGAUGUUUAAUAAUUUGCUGACGGGUUAUCUUCAUAGUGCAGUGGUGAAAUCACAGAUACAGGAAGGAACACUUGCAAGAUUAGGACCUUGGUAGGUCGAGCUGUAUGACUGAAGGGCUUCCAGGCAACUGCCAAGUGACUAUCAGUAAAAGGGUGUUCCUGAUCCACGCCUCUUACAUCAAUGCCCCGUGGACGGGAGGGUCAGUUUGGAGGCUGACUAGUGUCUCUGCUUGUAACACAUUCAAAAGUACAAAGCUUGUAGCAGCUUGACUUGAUAUCUGGUUGUUUUCCUUUGAAUUGAGGAAAAAGUCUUUCAUGGUCAAACACGCUUGUGGCCUCUUAUGCACUAAUAAAGCGUUCUUGUUCCAUUUAAUUGAUCAGGGUAUAAACCACUACCUCCCAAAUAUAAGAACAAGGAUUGGCUAAGAGGAGAAAAGUGAGAAAAUGUGCUUCUGUCCUUUCUUUUCAGAUUUUUGGAAACUUGCAGAUCUGCUAUAGUUUAACAAGUUUAACCGCUGUAGUGAUUGAGGGCUGAGAAAUGUAAAACCUCUACAAACAGUCUAGGAAACCAGGAGAAUCUUUUCCUGUAACAAUGGCAGCAAAAUCAUCACUCCUUAAAGUUAUACUGCUAGGAGAUGGAGGAGUUGGGAAGAGUUCCCUUAUGAACAGAUAUGUCACCAACAAGUUUGAUGCACAGCUAUUUCAUACAAUAGGUGUGGAAUUCUUAAAUAAAGAGUUGGAAGUCGAUGGACAUUUUGUUACAAUGCAGAUAUGGGACACAGCAGGUCAGGAACGGUUUAGGAGCUUGCGGACUCCUUUCUAUAGAGGUUCAGACUGUUGCCUGCUAACCUUCAGUGUGGAUGACUCUCAAAGCUUCCAAAACUUAAGCAACUGGAAGAAAGAAUUCAUUUAUUAUGCAGAUGUCAAGGAGCCUGAAAGUUUUCCAUUUGUGAUACUGGGUAACAAAGUUGAUAUCGAUGAAAGGCAAGUGUCUACAGAAGAAGCCCAAGACUGGUGCAGGAAUAAUGGCAACCAUCCCUAUUUUGAAACCAGUGCAAAAGACGCCACUAAUGUUGCAGCAGCCUUUGAAGAAGCUGUUAGAAGAGUUCUAGCCUCUGAAGAUAGAUCAGAUCACUUUCUUCAAACAGAUACAGUAAACCUUCACCGGAAACCGAAACCGAGUUCAUCUUGUUGUUGACUUAAAUUUCUUUUUGCCAAAUUACUGUUGACUAGCUUGCCCUAUAAAAGAAGGGGGAAGGUGUAGUAGAUAGAGUAACAAAUGGAUUUCAUUCUAAUAUUAAAAUCGUAAUAUUCUGCUGCUUUCAUGAAGGAGAAAAAGAAAAAUCUCCAUUCAUGAGUGACCUAUUAUUGAAUAAGUGAUGCUUUCUGUUUAGGAAGACAUCAAGUAAAAAAAUAAUAUAGGAAUGUAAUUUGCCAACUUUAUUCAAAUGAUGAAUACUUUGAAUAUAAUUAAAACUUGAAAGUUCUAGAAGCACUACUUUGGAGAAGCUGUUCUGGAAUUCAGGCACAAAGAUACUUUUAUAUGUGUAUAUUUUUAUGAAAUCGGCAUUCCACUUUUCUUUCGUUAGAUGUCAGUUUCUUAACUAUGCUAGAUAUUAAACUUCAGUCUCACUACAUUCCUUUUGCUGUGAGUGGUAUUUCAUCUCUAAUAUGGUUAUUGUAAAUUAAUAUAAAUUAUGUCCAAGUCUUCUAAUUGCCUAAUGUUGCUGUAAUUUGUGUAGGUUUAUAAGUAGGAAAUAAAUUUCCUACGUAUUUAAUGUCCAUUUUUUCCCAUCUACUAUUCUAAUGCUGCACUAAUUUUUCCAAUGGUUUAAUGCAAAAUACUGAUCAUUUUAAAAAUUGUGUGUCCUUGCCUUAAGUCCAUUCUAGCAUGUUUCUAAACAAUAAGGUGAAACUGGGUAACUGAAGUAUAACCUUUUUUUAAAAAGAAAUGCUUUAUUCAUUCAGCUUUAAUAGCACUUGAAAGAACUCACAUUGUGACAGUUUCUUAGGAAAAUUCCUCGUGUACAGCCUUAGAAGUUCCAAACUUCUUGUUCCUGUUAACCUGAGCUAUGAAUGUGUUUACCAGUAAUAUCUGCACUGUGAUAUUAAGGAUUGGCAAUAUGUAGAGAACUCAGGAAACUCUUACAGUAGAUUAUGACAGCUUUCAGCCCUAAUACAGAUAUAUAACUAUAGAUAGUGUUUGAGCUGAAUUUGAUCCUUACUAAAAUUGCUAUUUUAGGAUAUGAACUUGUACAUUUAAGAGAUAAUGUCUUUUAUAUUACUGAAUUAAUUUGAUAAUGAUGAACAGGAGCAAAUUCUGUGUUUAUUGGACAGUCUUUUUUGCAGUCAGGCAGACAAAACUACAGGUGUUUUUGAGGCUUUCAGGUGCAGUUUAAGUGGUAGAAUACUUGUAUGAGAAAUUGUUCAAUAUUGACUCUGAGUAACGGCUGUCCUUGCAAUAGCAAAAUUGCUAGUGCACUAUUGCUUCCAUCUGUAAUCUGACUGCUAACAGGCAUACAUGUGCACAUAUGGUCUGAGAAAGGAAGUCUGAGGCUGCAGGACAGGCCGUGUUAUUCAUUAAACAACUGCUUUCUGUACAGCAACUACUUUGUUUCAAUGGAAAAGCCUUUCUUGAGAGUACAUUACCAGCAAGCAUUUUAUCUUAAAAGUAUCUGAUCAAUCUGUACCUGGUGUAAUUAUUUGGAAGUAAAGCUUGCAAAAACAAA
Sturnus vulgaris (Common starling) is the source of this 4714-nucleotide messenger RNA. Lineage: Eukaryota; Metazoa; Chordata; Aves; Passeriformes; Sturnidae. The record is from RefSeq and is a predicted model, not a curated record.